AUGAAGAAGAUUGUUGUUCUAAUUGUUCUACUUUUAUAUUGUUUUAUUGCAAUUGGUAAGUGUUAUUAUUUCAUUUUUAAGUUUGUUUAGAGGCACAUCAACGGGUGUUAUUGCGAGAUUUAAGCGCGGUAACAUUGAGAAGGGGUGAUUACACUACAGGAAGAAGAUCCUCACCCGUCCCUCAGUUACAAUGUGUCGGUGGAACGGCACGGGGAAAGUUCACGCCAAAGAUCGUUCAAUGUUACAAUCGCGGGUUCGAUGGAAUGGAUGUUCAAUGGGAAUGUAAGGCUGAUAUGCCAGAUACUUUCGAGUUUGGAAGGGUUAGUUUAUUCAUUUAUUUUCUAAGGAUUAGGCUAUAUGGUGCUUGGGAUACACUUUCUAGUACCGCAUGUUAAUAUAUGAACUAUUUUAAUGUUUAAUAUUUAGAUUUCUGUAAACUGUGAAGGAUUCGACUCACCGAACGAUCCUUUUAUUCUUGCCGGGUCUUGUGGAUUAGAAUAUGAACUGGACUAUAGUCAAAAGGGAGUUCACGGUGGAGCCUACAAAGAUACAACGAGUUCAGAUCGUAUGGUUACCAUACUCUUCUACGGUGUCUUUGUAUGCUUCGUACUGUACAUCAUAUAUAGUUGGAUGAAGCCUGGUGAUUAUGGUACUGGCGCAGGUGGGUUUACUUUUGUAAAUUAUAUCAUAUCAUCUUUUUAAUAUCUAAAAUAAGUUACUCAUAAUAUGAAGUUCCAAAUUUUAAAUACAUGUCAACAACAUUACUUAGAAUUUUUAAGGCUAUGGGUCAGGUGGUAACUAUCCAGGCGGUGGUGGUGGCGGGGGACCUGACCCUCCAGGUUGGAGACGACCUCCAACUGCUCCACCUUCGUACGAUGAUGCCACCAAACCCAACUCGUCUACUGGUACUUCAACUGGUGGGGCUGGUUUCUGGAGUGGCAUGAGCCUCGGAGCUUUGGGUGGCUACGCUGCGAAUCAUUUUAUGAAUUCCGGGAACACUAGAAGACGUCACCAAUUCUACCAUGACGCCGGAUACGACGACUACUACGACCAGCCUAGUACUUCAGGGACCUCUUAUUCUGGGGGUGGUACUCACACGUCCUCUGGGUUUGGGGGAACGACCCGUAGGUGA
Bursaphelenchus okinawaensis is the source of this 1132-nucleotide messenger RNA. The record is from the annotation of a GenBank genome assembly. NCBI's taxonomy places the organism in Eukaryota, Metazoa, Nematoda, Chromadorea, Rhabditida, Aphelenchoididae.